AUGGGAAACGUGGAGAACAGCCGAGUCCAUCACCGUCCAGCGCUCUGUAAAGACGGACUUCGUGACAGCCUUUCAUCCCUCAUCAAAGCCUCAAGUGGAGCAGCAGACUCUGGGCCUAACCCCUGUAACCUGCACACUCUGCGGGGAAAUGGACCGAAGGGACCGGUCCAGAGCUUGGGAAACCUGGCUGCAUCCCCGACUGGCAGAUUGGGUUGGAGGAGGCGGGGCGGAGCAGGGGGGGGGGUGACCUCUAUGACAAGACAAGACAUUGCGGGCUCAGGAGGUGGGGAUUUAAAGCGCUUCCUGGAGUUCACAGGUCACAGCUAA
This is a messenger RNA of Knipowitschia caucasica, 327 nucleotides long. Lineage: Eukaryota; Metazoa; Chordata; Actinopteri; Gobiiformes; Gobiidae. The record is from the annotation of a GenBank genome assembly.